Messenger RNA from Gopherus flavomarginatus (Mexican gopher tortoise), 3970 nucleotides. It is a transcript of the gene APPBP2, whose product is annotated as amyloid beta precursor protein binding protein 2. Gene Ontology annotation, molecular function: protein binding. Lineage: Eukaryota; Metazoa; Chordata; Testudines; Testudinidae. The transcript has 14 exons. The record is from RefSeq and is a predicted model, not a curated record. Gene Ontology annotation, biological process: intracellular protein transport. The coding region runs from base 53 to 1963 and encodes 636 amino acids.
CAGGCAGGCGGGGGGGAGGCGGCGGUGGUGGCGGCGGCUCCGCACACCCAAGAUGGCGGCGGUGGAGCUGGAGUGGGUGCCCGAGACGCUCUAUAACACGGCGAUCUCGGCCGUGGUGGAUAGUUACGGGCGGGCCCGGCGCCGCGACAUCCGCUCUCUGCCCGAGAACAUCCAGUUCGACGUGUACUACAAGCUUUACCAACAAGGACGCUUAUGCCAGUUGGGUAGUGAAUUUUGUGAACUAGAAGUCUUUGCAAAGGUGUUACGAGCUUUAGAUAAAAGACACCUGCUUCAUCACUGUUUUCAGGCUCUGAUGGAUCAUGGAGUAAAAGUUGCUUCUGUGCUGGCGUAUUCAUUCAGUAGAUGGUGCUCCUACAUAGCAGAAUCAGACUCUGAUGUAAAAGACAAAGCAAUCCAGAUUGGUUUUGUUUUAGGAGGGUUCCUAUCCGAUGCUGGCUGGUACAGUGAUGCUGAGAAAGUGUUCAGUUCCUGCCAGCAGUUAUGUUCCCUUCAUGAUGAGAUGCCUCACUGGUGUCGUGCAGUAGAAUGUUGCGUAAGAUUGCUGCAUGUACGAAAUGGCAACUGCAAAUACCACUUGGGAGAAGAAACGUUCAAACAAGCUCAGUCUUAUAUGGACAAACUUGCAAAACAUGGUCAAAAGGCAAACAAAGCAGCACUUUAUGGGGAGUUGUGUGCACUGCUCUUUGCAAAGAGCCACUAUGAUGAGGCUUACAAGUGGUGUAUAGAAGCUAUGAAGGAGAUCAAAGUUGGCUUGCCAGUAAAAGUAGUGGUGGAUGUCUUAAGGCAAGCUUCAAAGGCUUGUGUUGUAAAACGUGAAUUUAAGAAAGCUGAACAGUUAAUAAAACAUGCAGUAUAUCUAGCGCGGGAGCAUUUUGGAGCCAAACACCCAAAAUAUUCAGACACUCUAUUAGACUAUGGAUUUUACUUGCUCAACGUAGAUAAUAUAUGCCAGUCUGUUGCAAUCUAUCAGACAGCUCUUGAUAUCCGACAGUCAGUGUUUGGAGGUAAAAACAUCCAUGUAGCUACAGCUCAUGAAGACUUGGCUUAUUCUUCUUAUGUUCACCAGUAUAGUUCUGGAAAAUUUGACAAUGCACUAUUCCAUGCAGAACGUGCUAUUGGCAUUAUCACUCACAUUCUUCCUGAAGAUCACCUUCUCUUGGCCUCUUCCAAGAGAGUUAAAGCACUUAUCCUGGAGGAGAUUGCUAUUGACUGUCACAAUAAGGAAACUGAGCAGAGGUUACUUCAAGAAGCUCACGAUUUGCACCUAUCUUCACUCCAGUUAGCUAAAAAAGCCUUUGGGGAAUUCAAUGUACAGACAGCAAAACACUAUGGCAAUCUGGGCAGACUUUAUCAGUCAAUGAGAAAAUUUAAGGAAGCAGAAGAAAUGCACAUCAAAGCAAUUCAGAUUAAGGAGCAGCUUCUUGGUCAAGAAGAUUAUGAAGUCGCCCUAUCAGUGGGACACCUAGCUUCUCUCUAUAACUAUGACAUGAAUCAAUAUGAAAAUGCAGAAAAGCUUUAUCUGAGAUCAAUAGCAAUCGGAAAGAAGCUUUUUGGCGAAGGUUACAGUGGACUAGAAUAUGAUUACAGAGGUCUCAUUAAACUGUACAAUUCCAUUGGCAAUUAUGAGAAAGUAUUUGAAUAUCACAAUAUUUUGGCCAGUUGGAACCGGUUGCGGGAUCGGCAGUUCUCAGUUACAGAUGCUCUGGAGGAUGUAUGGGGUUGCAAUUUAGGAGUACUUUUGCCACUUGUACAUCAAGCAGCCAACCAUGAAACACUAGGCAAGGCCGAUGCAUUGGCAAUUGGUCUGUGCAAAGUGCACUGGCAAGUUCCUCAAAGGGUCAACAAUCUUGAGGAGUUACUGCGUAAUUUUAGGCUUGAAGUGGAGACCCAACAGUGGGAAUCCAGUGAAAUACUUCUUCCAAAGAACUACAUUUACAGGUAAGUACAUUUUUGUUUUUGUUUUUUAAAUCAUCUACCUUGACACAAGAGUGUCCAGGACAGAAUUUCAGUCUUUGCUCCGAAUUUCUCAGCUUUGGGUCUAAAUUUAAAGCUCUAACAUUUGUUUGACUGUAAGCUUUGGUUUUGUGAAUCAGUUUUAUUUGUAAUCUUCUAUUUUAUGCAAACACUGCAAUUUGUAAAGAAAGAGAAGAAAGUAAUGUCAGGGUUUCCUCAGUGCUUUGUUCCUCGGUUCUUAGAAUCAGAAACCAUCUCCAUCAACUGUAAGAAUGGAUGUUUUUUCCCAACCUCAGGAGGAGUAUUUUUUUAUGGAACGAAAGGAACAAAUGCUACUUUAAGCUGGGCAGGGGGAAAAAGUCACAAUAAGAUGUUUGAACACAUAUCCCUCUGUUACUUGAAGUAAAAUAGCUAGUAACUAUUGCGCUCCAAAGUGUUGGUCACUUAUUUUGUGAUGUUACUUACAACCAACAAGUGUCUGCCUUUCUCUUUCAUAGAAGUCUUUACAUGCACUCACUACUUUGUUGUAUAGAUACCAAUUGUUCAAUCUCUUUUUUUUUUUUUUUUUUUUUUUUUUUUUUUUUUGCACACAAGUGUUUUGUUGAUAAAUAAUUUUGAAUGUUUUUUUUUGUUGUUGAAUUCUAACUUAUUAGGAAAAUAACAUUCUUUUCAUAACUUUAAAAAUUAAAUUUUAAAAAUGCUGUGGUCUAUCAUUUGCUAACGGUGCCAUUGUGCUGCUGCUUAUGGUACAGAAAAAUGCACAUUUUAUUUAAUUACCUUUUUAUAGACGCACAUACUGGUAGAGUUACGGAAAAAAAAGGAAAACGCAUCGUGCCUAAAACAUGAUUGAAUAUGUUGACAAAACCUUUACUUGAUUUUAAAACUGACUGGAUUUUACUUUACAGCAUGGUAGCAAAGAUAGUUGGAUGGAUAUUGCUAUUAUCGGUCUCUAAACAAAGUUUCUAAUCCUGUUGCCUGUGCAGAAACUUUAUUGUUAACUUUUUUUUUUUUUUUUUUUUUGGAGAAGUGUUGCUGGCUGAGUGCUAUUUGCAAAUCUGAAUAUUCUGUUCAUUGUGGAUAUUUCCAUGUUUGACACAAAUGGCCUGUUGCACAUUUCAUUUCUUGGCCUUUUUGGGGAUUCUUGCUGUGGGGAGGAGGAGGAGGAGGGAUUUUAUCCAGCGAUCUGGACUAUAUAUACACAUUUGACUUCACUGGUAACGCUUUUGUCCCCAAAUCUCAGGAGUGUUUUAGGCAGUGAAGUAGGUUUCCCUUCACUGAUACCAAGAUGCGUGUUCUAGGGUCUUGUUAACAAUAUUUCAUUGCAGUCCUAGGUAUCUAUAGCAUGAGUGGCCUUAGUGAAUUUGUUGAAGUGCACAUUUUUUUUCAAAAGUACAUUUUAAGAUGAAAAAUAUAUGCUAUAUAAAUAUAUAGAGAGAUAUCUAGAAACUUGGUUUGUGGUGCACAAGUUAAGUGUUGGAUCACUAAAUAACUGUCGCAGGUACCAUACGUGUAACUCUUUUUCUUUUUAUGUAUAUUCCUGUAUGGGAAGCAAUGUUGCCAGGUAACUAAAACUUUACCAUUUAUUUCUUACCUUAUGAUGUGAAUGGACUCUACGUUUUAUUGACUAUUACCAGGUUCAGUACUAUUUUUAUACUUUAUUGUACUACAGGGGAUUUUAACUUAAUAGCAUUCUAAAAAGAUGUUGCUUGAACUAUUUAAAGCAAAAUACUAAAAUGAAGACCACCUUUUAAACCGGAAUCCCCACUUACAGUGCCACAGUAAUUUAUAUGAACGUGUCUUGAUCAUUACUAGACUUUGAACACCAUUCUAUUUGUUGUGUCAAUAACCUUUCGUAUCCUACUUCACAUUAACUGCAGUGCCCAACGUUAUUUGUAACCAUCAAACCAUACUGAGUAUGUUUGUAACCAGCAUUGUGAUAUUCUGUAAUUGUAUUGCUAAAAUGAAUUAUUGACCUAAUAAACAUAGUGUUCCUGCA